Messenger RNA from Linum tenue, 1903 nucleotides. The record is from the annotation of a GenBank genome assembly. NCBI's taxonomy places the organism in Eukaryota, Viridiplantae, Streptophyta, Magnoliopsida, Malpighiales, Linaceae.
CAAGUCGCUCCUAUUUUGGGCUGCGAGGCUCAGAUUACAGAGCUUGGAGCAGCAUCCCCAUCAGAGUCAGACUAAACACGCCGCUACCCCAAAUGCGCAGACUGCCAAUAGAGCGGCAAUUCAAAUCGUCGAACACCAGAGCUGCGGAAAAAUGAAAUUGAAAUCUCUCGAGCUCGUGGCGCCAUCGUCACUGUAAGGAGAAAAAGUCACCGCAGCCGGUUUCCGGAGCUCCUAUUUUCACCAUGUUUGGCACACCAUCCUCAACUCCGGCGUUCGGCACUCCAUCUUCAACUCCGGCGUUCGGCACUCCGUCUUCCGCCUCGGCGUUCGGAACUCCGUCCACCCCAGCCUUCGGCACUCCCUCCUCGGCAUUCGGAACUCCCUCCUCCACUCCGUUGUUCGGAGCUCCGUCAUCUUCGACUCCGGCGUUCGCCACUCCGUCCACCUCCUCGUUCGCCACUGGAUUCGGCUCUUCUCUCUUCUCCACGCCAUUUUCUGCGCAGCCUCAACAGCAGCAGCAGUCUCUAUUCCAGCAACCGAGUUCUGGUUUUGGAUUCCAGUCUCAGUUCCCCGCGCAGGCGCAGCAGCCUACGCCGUUCCCCAAUGCUCAAUUGACGACUCAGAUGGCCCCCGUGGCCCCGCUCCCUUUCUCCCUCGCCGAUCGUGAUAUUCAGGCAAUCGUGGAUGCUUAUAAGGAGGAGGCUGGGAACCCUAAAUAUGGUUUCAAGUAUUUGCUGUUUAGUGUUACGGAUCCACAGCUUAGAAUCAAGCCUACCACUAUAUCAGAUAUUAUGUGGGCAGAGGCUAUGGGGAAGUUAGAAGGGAUGGAGAGUAGAGACCGGGAGCGUCUAUGGCCUCAACUUGCACAAGGUUUCAAAGAUCUGUCAAACCGCCUCAAGCUUCAAGAUGAAGUCAUUGUUUCAGAUUCUGAGAGAUUGCGGACGACCCAAAGCAAUGUGAAAACGCUUCAACGACAUAUUCAAGCAGAGACUCUUCCAUGGAUUGAUAGGCUGAGACAAAAGGAACAAAGUAUUCAGAGACGUCUUCUAAGGACAAUGCGGAUACUUGAAGCUUUGGAAAGCAAGGGUUGUCGAUUGCCACUAACAAAAGGGGAAGCUGAGUUGGCAGAGAAGCUAGCUUCUACAAUUAGACAGCUGAAAGGUCCUGGAGCAGAACUCGGCAGGAGGAUCCAAAGCCUACUCACCAUCUCCCGUGUGCAAGCAAAUGGGAUUGGUCCAGGAGCUUCUACUUAUCUCCCUGGCUCAACCAAGAUUGACGAGCAAAGUCUAGUCGAUAUGCAAGAAGUCUUACAACAGCAGACAGAGGCUAUCGGAAGGCUUGGGAAUGUGCUGAAGCGAGACAUCAGGGACAUCGAAAUUAUGAUGGCCGAGGACACUGAUAUGGGGGAUGGUUAAGCGCAGACCAAGACCAAGGGAGUUGAAGAUGACAAUACGAUUGUUGUUUUGCGGCUACUUCACCAAUUGACGUCUUUCACUCUUCCCAACGUUAAAAACCAUUUGGCAGAGGUUUGAAGAUGGCAUAUUUCUUUUAUGUUCAAACAUCUUUGGUAUGAAAUGUAUUCUAAAAUAAUUUACCUAGAGUGAACGAGUACAACUUCCGAUUGUUAGUUAGCCCCUGGUUUGGCUAAACUCGGCUUCAUUGUAGCGACGCAUUUGAAGUGGGAUGGAAAUCAAAAGAGAACCACAGGGUUAACAUCCCAAAUCUGGUGCUUCCAGACCAUUUCACAAUGGUUAACAUCCCAAAUCUGGUGCUUCCAGACCAUUUCACAAUGGUUAACAUCCGUUUCUGUUAUCUUGACAGCAAGUCUAGACACUGUAAAAAGCUUUAGUGCUUAACCCUUGAGGUUUACCUAAGAAGCAUAAUGUGAUGAACUUUGUGGAUA